This is a messenger RNA of Beta vulgaris subsp. vulgaris (sugar beet), 2011 nucleotides long. Its product is annotated as aluminum-activated malate transporter 12. Gene Ontology annotation, biological process: malate transport. Bases 295 to 1926 code for a protein of 543 amino acids. The record is from RefSeq and is a predicted model, not a curated record. Gene Ontology annotation, cellular component: plant-type vacuole membrane. Lineage: Eukaryota; Viridiplantae; Streptophyta; Magnoliopsida; Caryophyllales; Amaranthaceae. The transcript has 6 exons.
CACAUAAAGUAACACCAUACCUUCCCUCUUAGUAUCAACACUUUGUGACACUCAUUAAAACUCCAGAAACUUCCCAAAACUCUCAAGUCCACUAGCCACCCAAUAAAAUCUGCCACCCACAAAUAACCUAUAUAAAGACACUACAACUUAAAAUGAUCCAUUAACAGUGAUUAAGAUCUUCAUGUUAAUAUUCAAAAGUAACAUCUAAGCAUAGCAUUAUAAGCCACUUUAAUCAUCAUUUUGUUUGUAUUGAAGUCCUCUAGGGAGCAAACUAGGUCCAUUGAGAAGUUGUGUAUGGAGCUUACAAACAUGGAAGCUAAAGCAAGGGAUCCAGUUUCGAGGCAGGCGAACGAGUGGAGCUCCGGGAAGGGUAAGAUGGGAGUCUAUAAAGAGAGGAUGAUGAAGCUUGGAGGUUUAAUAUGGAGCACAUUUUGGAAAGUGGGUAGGGAGGACCCUAGGCGGCUCAUCCAUGCAUUUAAAGUGGGGUUGUCAUUGACAUUGGUUUCGUUGUUGUAUCUCUUGGAGCCUUUGUUCAAUGGCGUUGGACAAAAUGCUAUUUGGGCAGUCAUGACUGUUGUAGUUGUGCUCGAGUUUACUGCAGGGGCAACAUUAUGUAAGGGAUUGAACAGAGGACUUGGGACAGUCUUGGCAGGAUCACUGGCAUUUUUUAUUGAGUUUGUUGCCAAUAGAUCUAAUCAUGUCUUUCGCGCCAUUUUCAUCGGAUUUGCCGUAUUUUUGAUUGGAGCAUCAGCUACAUAUAUAAGAUUCUUCCCAUACAUAAAGAAGAAUUAUGAUUACGGAGUGGUGAUAUUCUUGCUAACCUUCAACUUGAUCACGGUGUCUAGUUAUCGUGUCGAUGAUGUCCUGCAUAUAGCGCAACAACGACUCUAUACCAUUGUCAUGGGAUGUGGGAUAUGCCUCUUGAUGAGUCUUUUCAUUUUUCCAAAUUGGUCAGGGGAAGAUCUACAUAAUUCUACUGUUUCCAAACUUGAUGGCCUUGCUAGGUCUAUUGAAGCAUGUGUGAACCAAUACUUUUGUGACUCCAAUUCAGAAGAUUUAGAAGACAAUUUAUCUGACGGCCCCAUUUAUAAAGAAAUUUUAGAUUCAAAAUCUGCAGAUGAGGUCCUGGCCUUAUAUGCAAGCUGGGAGCCUCGUUUGCCAAGACACUGCUUCAGAUUCCCAUGGAAGCAGUAUGUUAAGGUAGGAACAGUUCUUCGCCAUUUCGGGUACACCAUUGUUGCUCUGCAUGGCUGUUUGCAGACUGAAAUUCAGACUCCAAAAGCAGUUCGUGCAUUAUUCAAGGACCCCUGCAUCCGGCUAGCAGCAGAAGUCUCAAAAGUUCUUAUAGAACUUUCGAACAGCAUAAAAAACAGGCGUCAUUGCUCCCCAUCUAUCCUCUCAAACCACCUCCAUGAAGCAUUACAAGACCUUGACACCGCCUUAAAAUCUCAACCUCGUCUCUUUCUUAAUCCCACCCUUGAUAGCCAGAAUCCUACUCCACCUAAUUUAUUUCCCUUAACAAAGCUCCCAACAAAUGUUGCCAUAUCAAGUUUUAAGACCGACUCUUCUGCCCUACUCGAGUGGAAGAGUAAGCGAGAUCAGAAAAUUGCUAGUGCUACUGAGGCCUUAACACCUAAGGAGAAAGACAUUGUAGGAGACAGAAGAAUGUUGAGACCUACAUUGAGCAAGAUUGCCAUCACAAGCUUAGAGUUUGCUGAGGCACUCCCAUUUGCAGCAUUUGCAUCGUUGCUAGUGGAGACGGUUGCUAGAUUGGAUCAUGUCAUCGACGAGGUAGAAGAGCUUGGGAGGAUAGCUCAUUUUAAAGAGUUUAGGCCUGGGGAUGAUAUUGUUGUUAAGUGUUGUGAUGAUGAUAAGCCUGUUGCCAAUGGAUUGCUUAAUCACCUGUCUUCCCAUGGUUUUGACUGAGAAUAAAUCGAUUUGUACUUCAUUUGUGUAGAUUUAGCUGAAAAUUGUGCAUGUCAUUAACGAUUACUAGUGAAUAAUUUGUUAA